AAAGGCUUUGGAAGAAGGAGAGGCGUUGGACGCGUGCAGGAGAAAGGGGAAUUGAUGCGUUCAUCCCUGCGCGUUUAUGUUCCUCCUUUGGUUGCUAACAAACAAAAAAGAGCUCUCUUGGGAAGGUCUACUCGGAUGUAGGCGCCAUGGGAUUACAUGCAGGUAUGAACUUCAGCUGAACCUCUGCAUCUGUUUUCCAAGGGGACAAAAGAGACUACAUAAAAUGAUCUAAAAGCUGGGUUCGGGUUAAACGAUGACUUCUCCUCUCUCUUCUCUGGGAAAGAUUCGAAGAAUGCCAUUCGUCAUGCAUAGCCAAGGGAAGAGGGCAGUGCCAUUCAAAGAAAGUGGCCCAAAUGGGGAUGAAGAAGCUCUGAUGAGUGAAAUCCUAGGGCCAGGCACCCAAAUUCCAGUUCAAGUCAGUGGCCCUUCCUGCUCAAGUGGAAGUUCGGCAAAACCAGCAAUCCCUGAAGUUGCUCCCACGGACAUGGAGCUGAUGACCUCCAUGAUGCAGAAGAUUGCUUUGCUGGAACAGAAAGUCAAGAGCCAAGGCCGUGCCAUUCAGCACAAGGACAAGAAGAUCAAAGAGCUUGAAGAGCAGAUGAAAAUCCUUCAGAAAGGCAAUGAGGAAUCUUCAGGGUUGAGCAGAGCAGAGGAGCUGGAAGUGAUCUGCCUUCAGCUGCAGCAUCAGAUCUGGGAAAUGGAGCGGUUUCUGAAUGACUACGGAUUGAUCUGGGUAGGAGAACAAAACGAAUCUGCAGACGAUAGGGAGUCGGUGGACGGAGAAGGGAGUCGGUCAUCACGGGGUCUCUGGAAGCCAGGCAAUUCUGUUGUUUCAGAAUCAUCAAUCAAUUUUGAUACCAUCUUUGAAAAUCUGAAAGAUUUAAAUGUGCUGGCUGGGGAGGGCAUGUCCCAAAUCGAACACGUGGCAGGCGGGGCUCGGUUGAGGCAGCUGGACCCAGUCCCCCUCACCUUCUAUCAGAACGGGAUUGUAAUGUUCAAUGGUCCCUUCCGGUCGUAUGAGGAACCUUCCACACAGCAAUGCCUGCAAGAUCUCAUGGACGGCUAUUUCCCUUCUGAGCUGCAGAGGCGUUACCCAGAUGGUGUUCCAUUUCAGGUCACCGACAAGAGAGAGGUCUUCUUUCGGGAGAGGCAGCUGGCAGAGAGUUUUCGCCAGGGCUGGGUCGUUGGCAAUCCAAAACCAAGUGGGAUGAAGGAAACAAUGGAAAUUCCAGGUCCCAAACUCACUGUGAAGCAGUUUAUGAACAGACUUCCAAAGUCACUGAUCCGAGAUGGGCAAGUGAUUGAUAUUCGGAAAGACGUUGAAGAAACCCUGCAGGGCUCUAGUGGGAUGCAGAAGCAUGAAAUGAUUCUAGUGGAGACACCCAGCCUCCUGGCGAUGAAAAAGAGGUUGGAAGGGGACGUUCAAGAGCAGACUCCUCCUGAUCCCAACAUCUCGACUCUUCGAAUAAAGUCUGAGAAUGGGGAGAAGACGUACAUCAUCAAAAUGCCAUUCACAGAGACCAUCGGAGACCUGCGGCAGCAUCUUGCCAAGAACAGGGGAGGAGAGGUGGAAUCAUAUGAGAUCCUCAGCAUUUUCCCCCGGCAGGUGUACAGCAACAAUGCUAUGACCCUGGAAGAGUGCGGGCUGGUUCCCAAUGGCUCCCUUCUUCUGAGGAGAAAGGUGUCUCAGACAAAAUUGCCACGAUAACGGCUGUAACGGUUUAUAAUGGAUGAUUCAUCAGGCUUGGCUACUGUUCAUUUCUCAAGGAAGUAAUGUACUUCAUUCUCCUUCCCUGUUUUAGCCUCUGGUCUUGGCAAGAAGACUCUUCCUUAUGGUCGGAGGGAACCAUGAUAGGACUGCUGUCUAUAUUACCUACCAGCUUUACUUGUAUGUAGGAGAAAUGUAGGAGUGCACAGAUAACUUUGUUCCCCUUGUAUUACUUUACACCCUAUCCCAAUCAGGCAAGUACCACUGCCCCGAAUGCCUUUUCCUGUUAUGGCCAGCUGGGGGUGACCUAGAACCAGAGAUAAGCCAAAGAAACGCUAAGUGGUAAGUGGUGCAAUUGGCUGGUUUCAGCAAUGUUGCUGAGAUUCUAAGCCCACUGUCUUAUUGGGGCCAAUGCGAUGUAUGGUUCCAAAGUUGUAUGCUGUUGAAGGAGCUAGUGCAGGAUAGCAUUCCCUAGUAUACUGUGGCCUAUCCUGGGGGGCUGAAAGACACGCUAAGCUAAUCUGGUAGGGCACAGAUACUGUUUUAUGCCCUAUAAUGGGAAGGUUAAACAGAGGAGGACCUGGAAGCCUGGCUGUCCGACUGUUCUUCUUGGGAGUGAUGUGCUGGGAAGGGCAAGCCAGACAUCCAGAACAUAAACCCUUCCCCUUUUGCAAGAACAGGGCCUAACUUAUGGGCUAAGCCGAUUUAUUUUGCUCAUCGGAAGGCUGUGACCAAGUUCAAUCCACUCAUUUGACAGAGUACUGAAUUGCUGUCUUCCUACAGCAUGGGCAAUGACGCUAGAUCCUCCAUCCCCAGCUAGACGUUGUUCACUUAACAUUCACCUGAUCCCCAAAGUAAGCUGGCUGCCUCUUUCAGAGCCAGGUUGAAGUCUCAACCAUUCUUCUUUGCAAGGCUGGCCACACCCCACAAUUGGGAGCGGGGGGUGGUCACAGAGUUCAGUUGUUUACACUGCCCAUCUUCUCCCUCUUAGACAAAGGCCAGCAUCAGAUGGAAUACUUGCGUUGGGUCUUUUUAACAGUACAGAAGUGGCGGGUAUAAGUUACUUGCUUAUUUACAGUCCUUACAGCUUUGUAUUGCUGGAGGGGGGAGACUGAAUGCUCUCUUCAACACAGAAAUAUCAAAAAAAUGUUUUCUUUGAAAAA
Messenger RNA from Heteronotia binoei (common prickly gecko), 2871 nucleotides. It is a transcript of the gene UBXN11, whose product is annotated as UBX domain protein 11. The record is from RefSeq and is a predicted model, not a curated record. Gene Ontology annotation, molecular function: ubiquitin binding. Gene Ontology annotation, biological process: proteasome-mediated ubiquitin-dependent protein catabolic process. NCBI's taxonomy places the organism in Eukaryota, Metazoa, Chordata, Lepidosauria, Squamata, Gekkonidae.